Messenger RNA from Dentiscutata erythropus, 243 nucleotides. Lineage: Eukaryota; Fungi; Glomeromycota; Glomeromycetes; Diversisporales; Gigasporaceae. The record is from the annotation of a GenBank genome assembly.
AUAAAAUCCCUGACAUCCCUGACGAAGAAAGAAAUGACGAUUGGGAUAAUUGGCCAGUUUCAGACCAAAAAUUGGAUAAUUUAGACAAUUCCUUUGUCAUCUCUGAUGGUUUCGAUUGGUCGCGUGUUUCACAAACCAUGAUUGUAACAAUGGAUACAGAUUUAGUAAACGAUCAUUCGACAUCGUACACUUACAAAGGAAGUUAUCGCUACUCUGAUCAAUAUUCCAGAUAUAGUCGUCCAC